This is a messenger RNA of Echinostoma caproni, 441 nucleotides long. Lineage: Eukaryota; Metazoa; Platyhelminthes; Trematoda; Plagiorchiida; Echinostomatidae. The record is from the annotation of a GenBank genome assembly.
AUGAUUGAACCGAUAUUCGAUUUUUCGACGAAAGAUGUUAUUAUAGAGCCCCUUGUGAACGUUCCGAUUAAAGCUAGUUGUCGCUACACUGGUGUCUUGGUAACGGAGUAUCACGCUGACCAAGACGCGCCUCAUAUUUUUUUUGCUGAGAACAGUUUGUUUCGAUCAUCUAUCAGUAAAUUCAUUAUUCCAGUAAAGAUAAAGAUAAAAAGUUCACUUGUAAUUGAAUUCCUCGUUCAGAUGAUCGGUGCCAUCAUGGGGCGUUCUGGUGUUCGCAUCAAUCAAGUCCGACAAGAAUCCAAUGCAGAUAUCAAAAUCAGUCGACAAGAACCUGGUGUAGAAGAUCGAAUUAUAACCAUCACCGGUACCCCGGAACAAAUUCAAAAUGCACAAUUUCUUCUACAGAUGUGUUUGAUAACCUCUAACGAUUUUCGAGAUUAG